Plectropomus leopardus (leopard coralgrouper) is the source of this 1621-nucleotide messenger RNA. It is a transcript of the gene sla1a, whose product is annotated as Src like adaptor 1a. Gene Ontology annotation, molecular function: protein binding. The record is from RefSeq and is a predicted model, not a curated record. NCBI's taxonomy places the organism in Eukaryota, Metazoa, Chordata, Actinopteri, Perciformes, Serranidae.
AGGAAGUGAGUUUGCAGUCUGAUGCAGCGCUGUCACCGCUCUGUGACAGGUCAUUGCUGUAAAUUCUUAUGAACAUGGUACUUCUCUAGUUUUGGACUCCGCUGCUGCCAGCAUGCCCUGUUUGGGCCACCAUCUCUCUCACCACACUUGAUGCCAUCGCUGCAGGCCAGCUGCAAGUCCCACAGACUGGAGGAUGGGGAAUAUUAUGAGAGGUGAGAGUGCCAGGAGCAAGGUCAACACAGACAGCCCCGACAGCCCUUUAAAAGCUCCGGAAGAGGACAUUGUGGUGGUGAUUCAGGACUACCCGUCGCCUGAAAUCAGCGAGCCGAUCUUCAGGAUGGGGGAGAAGCUCAGGCUCAUUGCUCAGGAGGCUUACUUAUGGAGAGUACGUUCUGUCCAAACACAAAAAGAGAACUACAUACCCAGCAGCCAUGUGGCAAAAGUGUAUCAUGGUUGGCUGUUUGAGGGGGUGGAGAGGCAAAAGGCCGAAGAUCUGCUGAGUCUACCUGUGAACAGGGUGGGCUCCUUCCUGGUGCGGGAGAGCUCCAGGGAGAGGGGUCUGUAUUCACUCUCAGUGAAGCACCGGAUCGUAAAGCACUAUCGUAUCUUCAGACUGGACAACAGCUGGUACUACAUCUCCCCUCGCCUCACUUUCCAGUGCCUCGAAGAUAUGAUCAACCACUACUGUGACUUUGCAGAUGGCCUUUGUUGUGCAUUAACCACCCCCUGUCUAUCCGGUGUGACCCCGCCGUUAGAGGCAGCUCCUGUACCUCCACCUGUAGUCAUGCGACGCAACUUUGACUGGAAGAAACUAGACAGAAAACAGCUGGUCAGCACAGACAGCUGCAGUGACAACAUGGUGAGCUACGGAGUUAGGAACAGCAUUGCCGCCUACCUGUCCUUUUCUGGGAGUAAAGACCCCGCACAGACGAGAGCAGAGAGCAGGAAGAAGAAGAGCAAAUCUGUUUAUGCUCUUCCUGAAAAUGGCCUCGGAAACUUUGACUAUGAUGAUGACUUCUAGAGACAGCAGUGGGGGUUCAGAAGACUGGAAUACCUUCAAGUGGAGGGCAGUAGAGGGCAUCCUUCUCUCAAAUCCACCACAUUUUUAAUGUUGGCAGUAAACAGACAUUUGUGUCAAGCACCCCAAACAAAGUAUGCUGUACUUUUUAAUGUUAAUACUUUUAAGUACUUAAACGAUAAAGUAUGGCCACACACACUUGGACUCAGCUGAUGAGACAGAACUUUAUGGAACUGAACUGGACAAUGGUGCAAUUAAACUGUGAAGUGUAUUCUGCCCUUGAGCCUGAAAUACAGACGACCCAGCAUAAUGACGGUAUAAAAGAUACCUGAAUGCUACGGGUAUUGUUGGGUUAUAUUAAGACAGAAAUUAUUAUAUGCGUCUUUCAAACUAUUUUGAACCAUUUUCUUAACAUAGAAAUAUGGUUCUUAAUAAAUGUUUUUUGGUAAAGUGGUCAUUCGUGGAACCAACUUGAACAUGCAUUCAUUUAAUUACAAACAUUUUUUUGGCCACUUUGAAAUAGGGGUGGGCAAUUUAUCAAAUAUAUUUGAGGUAUCGGGACUUGUUCUACAUGCAAUAUAUAAAAUGACUAUAUGACAGACA